Molecule: messenger RNA, 3828 nt
Organism: Rasamsonia emersonii CBS 393.64
Lineage: Eukaryota; Fungi; Ascomycota; Eurotiomycetes; Eurotiales; Trichocomaceae
Product: Zinc finger protein
Exons: 10
Coding region: 1-3828 (1275 amino acids)
Biological process (GO): DNA-templated transcription; regulation of transcription by RNA polymerase II
Cellular component (GO): chromatin
Molecular function (GO): zinc ion binding; DNA-binding transcription factor activity, RNA polymerase II-specific; RNA polymerase II cis-regulatory region sequence-specific DNA binding
Source: RefSeq, a predicted model, not a curated record
AUGUCGAACCUUGGAGCUCCCGUCCGGCACAUAGAAUCGCUGAUCGACCCGUCCAAGAAGGUAAAUAUAGACCACGAUAAUCUCGAUCGUGAAGUUGAAGAUAUAAAAGCAAGCCUUGCUGUCGUACCAGGCCGGGUCGUUCACGGGCCGGGGCGACUUGUAAUUGGUGGCAGCGCGAAAGGUCGCACCCAGGCAGAGCAGGAAAGAGGUCACGCCGAGAAUGACGAACUUGGCGGUCCAGCUUCCUUUGCCGAAGUGGUCGAUCUGUUCGCCGUUUCUCCGUGGCACCAGCAGCGUAUAUGCGAGGAUGAGGAAGGGCAGAAAGGAGAACAUCAGGAAAUAGCUCUGGCCGUACAGUUGGAUAUCGCGGUCGAUCCGGUGCGUGUUCGGGUUCAGAGUGUAGAAGCUCUGGACGACGACGCCGACACGCGGGUGGAAAGCUCGCAGGAGACGCUGAGCAUAGAGCAGGUUGAGGAUAAAGAGAAGCAGGACGCCUGCUGCGACGAAUAUCUGCGCGGCCAUUCCCAGGCGAAGAUUAUUCGGAUGGUAGGCCAGUGCGAUCCGGAGCGAGUUGGUCACGAUACGAGCCAUGCAGAAGCCAAUAGUCGCUGCGGACGGAAUGAACUUGUGUCCCCUGCUCAUGUUCAGUCGGAAUAUUGUCAUGUGGCCGGCCGCCCCGAUGGCAAAGAGGGCGAUGAAGACGGCACAGAUGGGCACAUCCACCGAUUUGAUCCAAAACGACCAACCAGACGCAUUGAUUCCAUCGAAUUGGCAAAACAUGAUCGGGUUGCGAUGAAGGCUUGUCCCGACAAUACGGGCUCUGAAGAUCGUGCACUCUGCAACGAUCUGUCGAUCCUUGAUUGUUUGCCGUGUUUGCAGGCCAGCCCGUCGGCGACUCGGGCCUCCGUUACCCCGACUCGCUCGUUGGCGGCUGCCGAAGCACCGUCACUUUAUGCAGUUUUUCAUAAAGAGCAGCUGCUAUACCGACCUGAUGUCGGUUCAGUGAGAACUUCUGUCAUGCAGGCCAACUAUAGUAAUCCAGCUGCUUGGGAUAUAUCAUUAUUACGACGUUAUAGACGUAACAGUCAGAUCUUAUUCAAAAUAGGGCUAUAUGAAUGUCAUUUCCAUUUCCAUAUGGCAAUCGGCGCAGCUGCCAAGCACGUUUACGCUCCUUGUUUUGAUCCCCGUGCUACCGUGGGGAUUACACAGUCCCAGAUCUCUUUUGCUUCUGUUUGUGCCAAGAUGCCCCAAGAUAAAGUGGAAAGACAAGCGAAGCGUCUCCGAAGCACUGUGUUCGUCAUGAACGCGCACCCAACCUGUAUUGAUUCUCUCGUCUCUCCUGCUGACCUUGCCGUUGGUAAACCAGACUUUCGGGAACGCCCGUUUUCAUGCAGGUUCUGCGACCGGUCAUACGGACGGAAAGACCUUCUUGUCCGACAUGAACGCACAUUGCAUGCGGAAGCAUGGGCCAAGGCUCAGGAGAGCAUGAAAGCCGCAGGGGACUCGAGUCGACCAGGUCGCCGUCGCCAGACGCGAAGUAGCUGGCAUAAAGACGCCCACCAGCAGUCCCCGAACAAGGCAGAUUCACAACGCGGCAUGCGGAUAAACAAUGAAACUGUCAUACAGAUCACGAGCUUCCUCCCUUCCCCUUGCGUGUCAUCGUCGUCGGAAGCAAGCGAUCAUGAGCCUGCCAACGGAGAGGCAGAACGGUUUGAUUUCAAUUUUGCUUUGGACCCGAGCUUGACGAAUACGAUCAACGUAAUACCAGGAGAAGCGGGUGCCCAGGGUCAUCAUCAAGAAAUUCCCACUGCUUACUCAUUCGAACAGCGUCCCGUUACGUAUGACGCGCAGAUACAGACGGACACGUCCAACUCAUUCUCUCGCGACGAACAUAUCCCAGUGGACCCCAACCUGACCAGGACAGCUUCUGGCGCAGAGUCACAACAAUGUCAGAGUGCUGGGUCGGAUGCUUUGAACUUCUUCUCAUUGCUGCCUGGAUCGGAGGUCGACCAUACGGCCUUUUCGAAUUAUUUGGUUGGCCUGCAAAGCCAAGCAAGUUCCCCUGAGUCUCUGGGUCGGGCUGCACCUCGAGUGCAAUGGCUACCAAGGGCACAAUCCGGAGAGCAGCAAGCUUCUGCUUCCACUCCAACAGCUAAGGAACAGGUCUCCGAUCAUGGGGCGUCGCUUGACCGUCUUCCUCGGCUGAUCAAGGAGCGCAAAACGAGUCCACCUCGGAUUAUCUUCAGUGAGGAUGCACGGAAGACACUCAUUGCGGACCUCAAAGAGCGGCUCUCUCCCAGCGAUCUUCUUAUGGAAAUUCCUAGCUCACAGAGUCUCCAGCGCUUUAUUGGACAGUUCUUUAAGGGGUUCAAUAGUCAUCUCCCAAUAUUCCAUAUUCCCUCGUUCAACGUCACCAAGGUUCCCAGUCCGUUACUCUUGGCCAUGUGCUCCAUUGGAGCGCUCUUUCACUUGGAGAGGCACACAGCUAGUCAGCUACGAGAAUUGGCCAACGAAGCGCUACAUCAAACGCAGUUGAAGCGCUCAAAUCAAAGCCCAGCCGAAGCACGACCUCUGUGGGAAGUUCAAUGUAAAUUGCUUAUCAUUGCUGAAGCUGCUUUCGGUGGUGACUGCGCAGCAGUAUCCUGGGCUCUGGAAAACAUUGGCAUCUUUCAUCGCGAGUACUCGUUACGAAGAACCGCUUUAUCCUCAACUACCCCGGGCUCGGACUCAAUGAACUGGACAGAAUGGAUUGAACGAGAGUCGUCUAAACGCCUGCUGUACGGAAUAUUCGUUGUAAGUAGUCUCUUAACGAUUGCGUACAACGUUUCGCCUUGCGUGUCGACGACCGAUGACCUCAAGAUUGAGAUGCCGGAGGAGGAGCGGGUGUGGACAGCACCGGACGAGGAACGUUGGAAGGAAGCCAUGGCAACAAGAAGAACUGUUAAGGGUUUAGAUAUCAACCAGGCUCUCACCCAACUGAUCUUCGGUAAAGAAUUCAACUUGGGUUCUGAAAGUCGAUGGCCUGCUUUUGCAACGACAAUCAUCAUGCACGCCGUCAAUAUACAUAUGUGGCAUGUGACGCAGUGUACGCAGUCAUUCAUGAAUUUCUCUGUCGACCCGAAGAUGGAAGAGCAAAUGAAGGCCCUCUGCACUGCCCAGACGGAGGAGUCACUUGCCAGAUGCCACCGGCUGCUGACUCGGGACCGCUCACCAGAAGUUGGGCACACAUGGGAUGAUGUCGAAGGGCCGUUAGUUUUCAAUGGCCUGGCCUUGCUCCGGAGUUGCUAUGUUCGGGCAUUUACUGGGAGUGGUACCUUUAAUCGCACCAUGCUCUUCAGCAACGAUGACGAUGCCAUCAUUCGCGCUGCGAAGGACUAUGUCCAGAUCCAGCAAGUCAGGACACCCUUUCUCACCAGAGCGGUUGCUCAGGUAUUUGCUGGUCUGUUGACGCCCAUUCGGGCGGGACAUAUGCUGGUAAGGAAGACGGCCGCAUUUACGUGGAGCAUAGAGCAUGCCAUCUCAGCAUGGGACUGUGCUCUUUUCUAUACCAAAUGGGUUCACACCAUCGAGAUGCAACAACACUAUGCUCCUCCUGACGAAGCAGAAAAGAUGAAUCUGGACAACCUUGUCGAGCUCUUGCGCGAAAUAGAUGAUGCUGAGACUGGGAGUAACUCGUUGGCCGCCGAUGUGACGAGGACGUGGGCGACCUUUCUUGACGACACCUGGACGUGGGAAGGUAGUCAGCCCUUCGUCUUUCUGGAAUUACUGCUGACAUGGAUUCUCUGCAGUGACGUGGCGCAUGGGGAAAGUGCUUCGGAAAUUAGCUGA